Diaporthe citri is the source of this 726-nucleotide messenger RNA. RefSeq lists its product as uncharacterized. The coding region runs from base 1 to 726 and encodes 241 amino acids. NCBI's taxonomy places the organism in Eukaryota, Fungi, Ascomycota, Sordariomycetes, Diaporthales, Diaporthaceae. The transcript is spliced from 3 exons. The record is from RefSeq and is a predicted model, not a curated record. Gene Ontology annotation, molecular function: protein kinase activity. Gene Ontology annotation, biological process: protein phosphorylation.
AUGGCAGAUGCACAAAGCUCCCAGGAUACUACGGACGACGCCUCCUUGCCAAGAACCGGACAUGACGUUGGGGCCGCCGUUGCCAGUGCCGACAGUCUUUCCAAUGUAGGCAACCAAGAUGGACAAGUACUUCAGGAGAAAUUCGGUGUACGAAAGGUCAUUCGGCACGGUGACCGAGUGACCAAGAUCAACAACACCACCGAGGGCCCCUUGCGAAUAUCUAAUGAAGCCGCCGCGAUACGCUUUCUCAGAGAGAACACAACGAUUCCGGUUCCGACGGUUUAUGAGACGACUUCAAACUCCAUUACAAUGGAGUUUGUUGAGGGUUUAACCUUAGAGGAGGCAUGGAAGGACUUAUCCAGUACUGAAAUUGCAGCCAUCAGCGAGGAACUCCGCGAUUAUCUCACCCAGCUCCGGGGCCUGAAAGGGUCCUUCAUCGGAUCAUUCGACGGCGGUCCAGCUGUUGACUCUCGCUUGUUCGUCAACGAGGGGGGCCCGUUCCGGACCGUGGCCGAGCACAUCGACUUUGUGCUUUCAGACCCUCCUCGGAACUGGCCGGGGGCGGCGCCUAUGCACAACAUGGUGCGCAGCCAGAUGCGGACGGACUAUGAUGUGGUCUUCACUCAUGGGGAUUUGAAGUCCAUAAAUAUUCUCGUCCAAGGGUCACGCAUAACGGCCAUCAUCGACUGGGGAUAUGCGGGAUACUACCCAGAGUAUCUCGAUUAG